Drosophila subpulchrella is the source of this 369-nucleotide messenger RNA. RefSeq names its product small lysine-rich protein 1. NCBI's taxonomy places the organism in Eukaryota, Metazoa, Arthropoda, Insecta, Diptera, Drosophilidae. Bases 109 to 369 code for a protein of 86 amino acids. The transcript has 2 exons. The record is from RefSeq and is a predicted model, not a curated record.
UUGGCUUAAAACGGUUUUUGUUAUUUUCAUAUGGUUGCUAGGUGCAGCGUUAUACAAAAAUGAUUUAUUUGGUCAAUAAAUUUGUCUUCGAAUAGAAAUAAGUUUAAAAUGGUCGGAAAAAGCAAAAAGAAAAGGAAUAGCAAGGAUUCUACAUCCAGUAAUGCCGGAAGUGGUGAAGGUGAGGAGAAAAAAAAGAAAGAAGGCGGUAAAAAGAAAGGGGGCGUGGGAAAGUCCAUAGGCUGUGACAUUUUCAAUGAUGCUGCCAUGGAAAAUGCAUACUAUGUGUGCCAUAAUGUGCAGGACGUUCUUAAAUCAAGAGGAUUUGCCUGGCCAGAUGGGCAAAAAAAGAAAAAGAAGGGAAAGCGCUAA